AUGGCACGCUCAAGCUUCGCUAUAACCCUUUCUUUCUGCGUCAUAUUCCUUCUGGCGAUUGCACCUCGUGCUGCGGAGGCGAGGCGCAUUCGUCUUACGGAGAUCCAGGAAACGCUGGAGGAGAUCGCGAUUCGCUUACGAGCCGCGGCGGAUCAGGCUGCUGCUGAUCUGGACGCAGCAAAGGCCGUAGCCGAUGCUCGCGCCGCUGAAGAAGCAACUGCCACCGCCAACGUGGCAGCAGCGGAGACGGCGGCGGUGAAAGCAGCAGCGGAUUGGCAGGCGGCAAACGCGGCGGCAAUCGCUGCAAAGGCCACCGCGAAGCAGGCGCGGAAAAACGCGACGGACGCGAAGCAGGCGACCGUGGGGCUGAAGAAGAAAGCGGAAGCUGCCGACAAGUAUCAGAAGGCGCAGGAGAAGGCGCAAAAGGCGCUGGAAAAGGCCGCGCAGGCGAGGGUGCGGAAAGACAAGGCCACAGCGGCGGCAGGCGCACAGCAGAAGACCGCCGACGACGCGACCAAGGCGGCAACGGACGCCGCCAAGAGCAAGGGCAAAGGCAGCGGAGCGGCGAAGGCGGCGGACGCGAAGGCAAAGGCGGAGCAAAAGAAGGCGGCGGAGCUGAAUAAGGACGCGCAGAGCGCAUCCGCGGAAGAGUCCGCCGCGAGCGCGGAGGCAACCAGGGCCACCGCGGAGGCGGCGCGGAUUCUCAAGGUGACCCUCACGCCGGACGAGCAGGCUCUCACCUGCUUCAAGUUGCCCCGGGAUGGCAUGGCGGCUGAGACAUGCGAGCAGAGGAACGCCAGGCAUGCCUUGAGCCCGUCCUUGGUCAUAGGGAAGAGCGGAGGUGCAGCAUACGCCUGGCCGCUGGCAGACCCUGAUGCUGCUGCUGCUGCUGCUGCUGCUGCUGCUGCUGCUGCUGCUGCUGCUGCUGCUGCUGGCGGUGCUGCCGCUGUGCGCGAGUAG
Messenger RNA from Closterium sp. Naga37s-1, 960 nucleotides. NCBI's taxonomy places the organism in Eukaryota, Viridiplantae, Streptophyta, Zygnematophyceae, Desmidiales, Closteriaceae. The record is from the annotation of a GenBank genome assembly.